Kickxella alabastrina is the source of this 1296-nucleotide messenger RNA. RefSeq lists its product as uncharacterized. Bases 118 to 1161 code for a protein of 347 amino acids. Gene Ontology annotation, cellular component: cytosol; perinuclear region of cytoplasm; nucleus. The transcript has 5 exons. NCBI's taxonomy places the organism in Eukaryota, Fungi, Kickxellomycota, Kickxellomycetes, Kickxellales, Kickxellaceae. Gene Ontology annotation, biological process: activation of GTPase activity; nucleocytoplasmic transport. Gene Ontology annotation, molecular function: small GTPase binding; GTPase activator activity. The record is from RefSeq and is a predicted model, not a curated record.
UGUUUUUCCGAAUUUUGCAUAGCUGACUUUGGCAUUUUUAUUUUUCUUUACAUUUGCUCUCUGUAAUUGCAAACUCAAACGACUUUUUCUUUUUAACAUUUACUACAGACAUCUGAAAUGACCACCAUCCCCGCCGACCGCAUUUACUCUCUCGAGGGAAAGGGUCUCAAGCUCACAACCGCCGAGGAAUUUGAGCCGUAUCUCGAGGAACUCCGCAGCUUUGAGAACCUUGAGGAGCUCAGACUCAACGGAAACACUAUUGGCGCCGAGGCCGCCAAGGCACUGGCCGAGGUUCUGCGCACCAAGCCAACUCUCAAGGUUGCCACGUUCCAUGAUAUUUUCACUUCGCGUCUGAAGGACGAGGUCAAGGAGAGCGUCAUUGCCAUUUGCGGCGCGCUUUCCCACCUGCCCAGCCUGAUCGAGCUUAACCUUUCCGACAACGCCUUUGGACCUUGGGAGCACUUUUUGAAGAAGCACACGAUUCUGGAGGUUCUCAAGCUGAACAACAACGGGCUCGGCAUUCAGGAGUGCGAGAGUCAGGGAAAGGCACCUGCCCUGCACACGAUUGUAUGUGGGCGUAACAGAUUGGAGAACGGGUCUGCGCCUAUCUUUGCCAAGGCUUAUGCUGCACUCAAGUCGCUGCGGGAGGUGCGGAUGCCCCAGAACGGUAUUCGCCCUGAGGGCAUCACUGAGCUGGUAACUGGCCUUGCCAGCAACCCUAAUUUGACUGUUCUGGAUCUCCAGGAUAACACCUUCACGGAGUCUGGCUCGGCCGCUCUAGCCAAUGCUCUGCCUGGCUGGUCCACCUUGGAGACACUCAACAUCGGCGACUGCCUGCUUGGAGCUGCCGGCGGCCGUCUGGUCAUUGAGGCCCUCAAGAUUUGCACGACCUUGAAGACUCUUAAUUUGCAGUACAACGAGAUCGAGAUGGAUGGCGCUAUUGCACUGGCUGAGUCCCUGCGCGAUCUGAAGAAUCUUGAGAGCAUCGAGAUUAAUGGAAACCGCUUUGACGCCGAGAGCAAUGCUGUCGAACUCAUCAAGGCCGCGCUGUCUGAGAACGAUCUUGACGACGAUAUCCUCGGACCAAAGACAGCCUCCGAUGUUCUGGGCGACGAUCUGGCUGAUCUGGUUUCCCAGAUGAAGAAGGAUCUUGCCAUUUAAUUGCAAGAUUAAAACAAAAUACACACACAAACCAAACUCACCACAUGUUUUCUUUCCACACUAUUCUUAAUACCAAUUGUUUUUUUUGCGCACACACACCAUGUCGGAUUUUAUAAUAGAGCCAGAUAAAGAUAA